Molecule: messenger RNA, 414 nt
Organism: Prorocentrum cordatum
Lineage: Eukaryota; Dinophyceae; Prorocentrales; Prorocentraceae
Source: the annotation of a GenBank genome assembly
GAGAAGUUGGACAGUCUCGAGUCACAGCACAUCCUGGCUACAAAAGAAGUUGAGCAGCUACGCAGAGAGUUGGUGGAAACGCUACCUUCCUCGGCGGCGGCUAAGUCACAGCUCAACACGGACACGGACGAACCCACGGACAACCCCGACGAGCAGGCCCUGCUUGAGCAGUCCUUCGCGUCGGACGGUUUCAAGCUAUACAAACAGGCGUUGGAGAGGAAGGAGGCCAAGAAAGUGGCCCCCCAGAGUCCUUUCGACGCUGACGGUGAUGCGCGCAUGGCAGGAGACAGUGAGUUUGCUGGUCCCAUGGGCGCCAGAGUGUUCAGAGGUCACGGGGCAGGUGGUCCAGAGGCCGACGGACAAGAGCGUGAUCGUGGAGCAGGUGGCCCAGAUCAACGUCAGGACGAUCGUUGA